UCUGGCAACCCUCUGAUCAGUGUUUGCAUUUGCUGAGGGGAUUUUGUUUUUGUCUAAUUGUUUAAUGGCAAACUAUUUAUUAAACCGACACCAUGGCUGAGAAAUUCAAUGGAUUUAGCCACGAUGAAAUCCUCAAAAUAACCGGAGUAAAGGAGGGAACCAAUGGAGGCGGGAAACGAGCCGCAAACUUAGAAGCAGCUAAGCAGGCGCUCCGGAAUCAACCCGGCAUACGCCGGAUGCCCGACAAGAUCUUUCGACAAGCGGACCAGUUGCGAAAACAACAGCAGCCACCACCAGAGAAGAAGACACAAAAAUCUCAAGAGCUGGCGAACAAGGCCAAACUGGGAGCUGGAACUCCCACGGUAAAUCCAACUCCAGCAGAUGAUGUCGUCACCGUUGCGACAGACAAAUCACUGGACUUGGAGCGACCGUUAUCGGACUCCCUAAUGGCAGCACUCUAUCAUGGCCAUGAACCGAAACCCCCAUCUCGUUCCACUGCCACGUAUGCGGAUGCUGCUGGCGAGAGCAGCGAGACAACUGACGACAGUUCUAUACUGAAGAUAAGCAACGGAAGCGGCAGCAAUGGAUCGACGGACGAUGCCAGCAUCUUGCCAAGUUCAAAGGACUCUGUAUCGCGCAACAGCGAUCGUCUCAACACGGACUCGCCCUUCAAGGGUAUCUCGCUUAAGGAUUUUGAGCAGCAUCGCAAGAUGAUCGAGGAGCAGAACAAACAGAAGAAGCAGAUGCUCUACCAGGCCAUUGAACAGCACACGCAGAAGACGGCGGCGGAAUCUCGGAAGAUUGAGGAAAUACGCCACGAGCUGUCCAAGCUGGAGAGUGAUCUUGCAGUGGACGUGGCUCUGCUUCGAAAACAGAUUGACAAUGCCUGCAUACAUUUUUCCACAGUGGAAAAACAAUAUGUGAAGAUUGAAGCUCAAUUUCUGAAGGCCAAGAUGGACUUACACCAGGCCUCUGAGAAGAAGGAGCUCCUUACUGAGCACCUGUGCACGGUUAUUGCUCACAACGAGGAUCGCAAGGCCCAAAAGCUCACAGAACUCAUGCAGAAAGUAGGCCUUUCGCCCUCUGAUGAUUCCCCUGCCACCCCUCCAAACCAGAGCUCCUAAACUAACUGCCCAAUAGAACUAUUUCUGGCGUAAAUUUGUUUGUACCUUGUUUAGCUAUAUUGGAUUAGAAUCCACAUCUAAUGCAGGCCUGAUUUAUAUGUUCUACUUUUCCAAAGCAAUUUCCUGAGUGCUCUCUCUAAUAUUAUUAUUGUAUUAAUGUUCGUAGGUUAAGCAGA
Molecule: messenger RNA, 1300 nt
Organism: Drosophila bipectinata
Lineage: Eukaryota; Metazoa; Arthropoda; Insecta; Diptera; Drosophilidae
Gene: Gorab
Product: Golgin, RAB6 interacting
Biological process (GO): non-motile cilium assembly
Source: RefSeq, a predicted model, not a curated record